Pimephales promelas (fathead minnow) is the source of this 1958-nucleotide messenger RNA. Lineage: Eukaryota; Metazoa; Chordata; Actinopteri; Cypriniformes; Leuciscidae. The record is from RefSeq and is a predicted model, not a curated record.
UACACCAUGAAGCACUGGAGAGAAGACUGGUUUUUUGGUUACCAAUUCCUGAACGGCUCAAACCCACGGAUGAUUGCCAGGUGCAAAGAGGUGCCCUCAAACUUCCCUGUCACUGGAGACAUGGUACAGUCCUUUCUCAUACCUACAACCACUUUGAAGGAGGAACUCAAGAAAGGAAAUAUAUUCCUGGUUGACUAUGCGAUAAUGGAUGGGAUUCCUGCCAAUGUAAUCAGAGACAAGAUACAGCACAUAGCUGCCCCGCUUUGCUUACUGUAUGAACACCCCGAGAAAGGUCUCAUUCCCAUUGCCAUACAGCUUGAACAGAAACCUGAUAAGGACACACCCAUAUUUCUACCUAGCGAUCCCCCUUUGGCCUGGUUAUUGGCUAAGAUGUGGGUUCGUCAUGCUGAAUUCCAGAUCUUUCAGGUGUUAUCACAUCUGCUACGCACACACUUGGUGGUAGAAGUGAUCUGUAUGGCCACCUUGCGUCAGCUGCCUGCUGUUCACCCUAUAUAUAAGCUCUUGACUCCACACUUGAGGUAUACGCUUGAGAUUAACUGUCGUGGCAGAACACAGCUCAUCUCCCCAGAUGGUAUCUUCAAAAGGGUGGUAUCAACAGGUGGAGAUGGACUCUUGAUUUUGGCAAAGAGGGAGUAUAAGGUAUUGACCUAUCGCUCCCUCCAGCCCAGAUUUGACUUCUUGGACAGAGGGGUUACUAAGCUAAGAGAUUAUUUCUACAGGGACCAUUCUCUGAUGCUGUGGGAUGCGAUUAAAAAUUUUGUUUCAGGAAUCAUUUCCUUGUACUACAAGAGUGAUAGUGAAGUGGAACAGGACUCAGAACUGCAGGCCUGGAUUAAUGAUGUGGCUGUGGAGGGCUUUGUGGAUGUGCCUAGUUUUGGCCUAGCCAGCGAGCUGAAGACAAAAGAAGAACUGAUCACACUGUUAAGCGUGGUAAUCUUUACCAGCACAGCCCAACAUGCUGCCACCAACAACGGACAGUUUGAUUGGUGCGCAUGGGUUCCCAACACACCUUGCACCAUGCGGCACCCUCCACCAACAGAUAAGGAUGCUGUCACCAUGGGCCUGAUCAUGGACACACUCCCUGAUAUCAGCCAGUCCUGUGUGCAGAUGGCCAUCACGUGGCAUUUGGGUCGGGCACAGCCAGAUGCGAUCCCAAUGGGUCAGUAUGUGGAAAUGUACUUCACUGAGCCUGCUGCUUUGAAGGUGAUUGACAAAUUCAGAAAGAAGCUGAAGGAACUGGAGGAGCAGAUAAUAUCUCAGAACGAGGGACGGGAACUCCAGUACCUUUACCUGUGUCCAAGCCACAUGGAAAAUAGCAUCACCAUUUAGAGAAACUCUCAUUUGAAUUGUAUAUGUAUAUAUACAUCAGUGAAAAUUUUCCAGAGUAGCUAAGACUUAAAAUUAGCACUUUUAAUUAACAACCAAAGUGCCUUUCCUAGAUAUAGCCUUGAGCAAUGCCUGUCUCGGGAGUUGCAUUUAUUGCAGCAGAAACACUGUCGUAAUUAUAUCAUUUAUUUAGUUUGUAACAUUUUUCAAAGCAUUGUUGCAAUUUUUUUUCCAUUAAUUUUAGAGGGUUUUUAUUUAUUUUACUUUUUAAAAUAAUAAAAAUAGAUGCAUUUAAACUUUAUAUUUAAAGGGACUGUUUGGAUUGUACUAUACUGGUUUCUCUGGAUAUUUAAUCACUGUAUUCUUGAUCUUUCCAUCAGCGUCAUACAAUGCACUUUAUAUGAAAAAUGAAUUAUUAUUACUAUGAUUUUUCCUAACAGCUAUAUGAAAAAAAGUCCCUGUACAGUUCAUUUACAUUGCAAAUAAAGUCAAAUUCCAUUUAUUUCAUCUAGAAUUGUUUUAAUAUCAUUUUAUUUCUGCAUCAAACAUUCAGAAGGACUACACUUACCAAUUUCUAUAGUGACAAACUGUAUCAAGGCAAGAUCUUGAGU